This is a messenger RNA of Mya arenaria, 3703 nucleotides long. RefSeq names its product neuropeptide CCHamide-1 receptor-like. Gene Ontology annotation, molecular function: G protein-coupled peptide receptor activity. Gene Ontology annotation, biological process: G protein-coupled receptor signaling pathway. The coding region runs from base 164 to 1363 and encodes 399 amino acids. Lineage: Eukaryota; Metazoa; Mollusca; Bivalvia; Myida; Myidae. The transcript has 2 exons. The record is from RefSeq and is a predicted model, not a curated record. Gene Ontology annotation, cellular component: membrane.
GUUGGAGGCAGUUUACCACUAGUUUGUUCUUGGAAUAAUAUAUUUGUAUAGGAUAUAGUGAAAGAGGAACUAUUACCUUGCUAUUGGAGUUAAUCGUGUUCUUUGCGUAAUAUGUCAGAGGGCCGGGUUAGUCCAACUUAAUUAAGUCGGACAAUCAAACGCGAUGUCUUCAACAACAGUAUCUCAAGUCAACGGGACUAUUUUGUCUGGACCAAUCAAUACGACAGUAGAUGGUAUGAAUAGUACGACUACUGUCGAUGUUUACGAGGAACCAUACGAAAACGUGGAAGCCAUUCUGGUGCCUAUUCUCUUCGCUAUAAUAUUUCUUAUUGGCGUUGUGGGAAACGUCACUUUGAUCUAUACGGUUUUAAAGAACAAGUCUUUAAGGAAUACUCCUAACAUCUUUGUCGUCAGUUUAUCCGUUGGUGAUUUACUGUUAUUAUUGUGCUCAGUGCCGUUUUCGUCCACGCUUUUCACGUGUUUCUCUUGGCCUUUCGGGAUAUUUCUGUGUAAAUUCAACGAAUACAUGCAAACACUUUCUCUUGGUGUCUCGGUAUUUACAUUAACCGCACUUAGUGGCGACAGGUAUAUUGCCAUUGUUCAUCCCAUGACCAGACACACGGGAAAACCUACGCUUAAAACAGUGGUAGCUGUGGUUGGAAUUUGGAUCUUUUCCGCAGCACUUGCCAUACCUGAGGCAGUUACAUCAAACGUACUAUAUUUUGAAGGAGGAGCCCCUAUGGACAAUGGCAACACCACAAUCGUACCAAUUACUAUCGCAAUUUGUAACAUAUAUCCGGAGAACAGCUUGCCAGUAUGGUACAACAAGGCACACUCCAUGUACAGAUUCAUAGUGUUCUUUGUUAUACCGCUCAUCGUCAUCGCAAUGUUCUACGUCAUGAUGGCUAGAAUCCUGGUAAUCAGCAGUAAAGCAUUGCCCUGUGAAUCCGUGAAAGGAUCAGCGAUGAAUCAACAGCAGAAAAGACAGAUUGAAGCACGUUUGAAGGUGGCCAAAUUAGUUCUUUCAUUCGUCGUAAUUUUUGUUGUAUGCUGGCUACCACGGCACAUCUCGAUCCUAGCAGGCCACUUCGCCGAACCGGAGUACAACAUGUUUUGGCACGUUCUGAAAAUAACAUCAUUUUGCCUGACUUAUAUCUACUCAUGCGUGAAUCCAUACGCGCUCUACUUUCUAAGCAGCAAGUUUAGGAAGUAUUACAACCGCUAUUUGUUCUGUUGCUGCCGUAAGAGCUCUUAUCUUGGUUUAGCGGGCGGGGAACAUUCGGCCUCGUACAAAUGUAACAGCACUAUGCGCAGAGGCAGCACGACUUGUACGGUCGUGUUGCACUCACAGUCCAUGAGUUAAAACUGUGAAUGGUGACAUAUUAAUUUAUAUUUAUAGCAAGGUUACAAAAGGUUAGGUAUACAUAAAUUAUUCUGAAUUGGCACAUUGAAAGUUUUUCCCACUUAAUCUUAGCGAAAACGAUAAAAAUUAUUAUUUUGACGCAUGCUAUUUAUAAUUUAAAUAUUACUAUGUUGUACAGGAACUCGAACGCUGAUUGCAAAGCCAAUUUUAAAACGAUACAUACAGUUUUAAUCAUUACAAAACAUGGUAUAUAACCCUUGAGAAAAACAAGAGACUAGCUUAAUGUAGGCCCGAACUAUUUCAGAAUGGGAUCGGAUUAUUCUUUUGACUUCAAAUAUGAUGUUAUGUCAACUUAUAGCCGAUUAAAACCUUACUGUGGAAAUAUCCAGUUUUUUUGUAUCAAGGAGUAUAAAAUUUAUCGCCAAGACAUAUGUUAUUCACUAUAACACUAUACUUUCCUUAUCAAAGUGUUAGAUUGUAAAUGUAAGAAUAUGAGUGCAUGGAAUAUUACGCAUGGAUUAAUCGUUUAUAUGAUGUAUAUCGGGUAUGAGUAUUGUCUUUUGUGAAUCGACGUGUAUGUACCAUCAAUUAAUGCACUAUGCAUACAAGAAAUGCGCGACCUUUUCAACUACGAACAAAUACACUAGACAUGAAUAAUAUAUCAAGACCAAACGGAACAAAAGUAAUGUUUUGUUACAACAAAGCUUUAAGUAAAAACACAAAUCAUAAAUCAGCACGCUUGUAGGUGAUAAUGGCCGUUCGUUACCUAGUUCUGUUCUUGGUCCACUAAUUGAAACAAUUCACCCUCUUGGCAAAAACAAUUGCAAAAUGACGGUUCUGGUACACAGUUAUUUGUCUAGGGUAAUUGUUUCAUUCCAAAAUGGAACACAAGAAAUGCCAAUGAACAUCGUUUCAUAGCAUUCACCUUUUAGUACAACAACUUGCUUAUACGUGUACAUUCACCUCAAAUCUUCACCAAGAUGCAACAACGUCGUUCAGUCGAACAAUUCUGCUAUGCAUACUGCACUAAUUAAUAUUUAUACCUGAAUGCAUCAUAAUCGUUUUGUCAUGACUUAAGUAUAGUAAUUAACGAGUUGCUGCAUUAUUAGUCUACAGUGUUACAUAGUUUUAUGAUAAACUGACCAAGGAAUGUUAACAGUAAUCUAUGUGUUUAUUUAGGAAAAUAAAAAAGGAUACUAGAAAGUAUUGAAAGGCCACGGAACAAUAAGCGGUUCUUCGAAGUCACACGAUUUUUUCAAAGUCGUUUUUAGAGACAGUGUUUGAGGAAUGCUUGAGAAAGUAACUCUUAAUUCUACUUGUUCUUAAUUAUAGCCAAUAAAGCCAAUGUCAGUAUAACUAAUUGGGUUAAUGAAGAGAAUAUGUAAGAACUCGUAUGAAAUGUAGAAAUGUGUAAUUAUAAGAAAGUCAUAUAAUUUAAGUACAGACAUUUUCCUGGAUUUUUUUUUUUUAAUUUUUAGCCAGAUUUAUUUUCAAAUCGAUUCCCAUUUAAUAAAUUUGAAUGUGUAUGACUGUUGAUAUGUGUUAUUAUCUGUAAUCUGUUUAAUCAUAGCAAAGUUCUUUUCUCGGAUACGUUUUAGCCGGAAUCUCUUUCAUUUUCCAUUUUAAGGGAGCAUUGUGUGUUUGGUUUGUUGUCACCAUGCUGGACAAGUGGAUUUCUUCAGGAAACUAUUGACUACCCUCAGAACGAAACCUUACUUUUGCGUUAAAGCAUGCCAACGAGAUUGAUUAAUACAGUCGUUUUUAAUAUUUUUUUCACAAUCAUUGAAACGUAAAAUAGUUCACACUAAAUUUCCUGAUAGUUUGAAUUGCGAGUUCUUUUUUUUUAAUCGAAUGCAAAAACAAAAUGGUGCAAAAUGAAGUAAAAUGCUGUAACCGCUAAAAAUAUUUCUUACUAUAUUGUUUGUUUGACGCAUUAUAAAGCCUUUACUUUCACUUUUAUUUUUUUUUCAUGUAGAUUUCCUGUUUAAGUUAAUAAAAUUCAUGAAAGGUUUAUUUCUGUAUAUUUUACAUUUUUUGUUCUAGCGUCCAAGUAUCUCGUUAUGUAUUUCAUAUAAUGAUCUAUUAUAUUGAAAUUCUUGUUUAUAAUAGCAAUAAUAUUUGUUGCAAAAGCAUUUUGCCUUCAUGUUUUUGAUUGCUGAAACGAUAGAAUGUAUAUAGAUUAUUAAUCCGUUGUCAAGCCUUUUGAAAAUGUAGUGAAAGCAAGAUAUGUAAAAUAAAUACAUUUAAUAAAGCACAAGAACAAGCAUGUUAUUUGUAUUUCGAAUGACUUUGUACCUUAUUUUGCUUUAAAUGUAUGCAUACAGAUAGUAUGAGUGAUAA